UAAUAUAAUUCAGUAACCGUCUCCGCAAGGUAUUCUCCCCACAAAAACAAAAGCAUUGUGGAAGUAACCAUCUCCUCUCUUUCUUCUCUUUCCCAAAGCGCCAAUCCAACUGCUUACCAAGCAAACCCAAUUUAAAACAAUCCCGCCAACCGCCCUGCUCCGUCGCCGCAUCACCUUUUCUCUAAAUCUUCCAAAGCAUCUUUUUUGCUGUGCUUCCACCGUAUUGGAUCAUUCCCCUGUCCUCCUCUAAUAACUACUUCUCCUCUCCGACCGGUCGACGGCCAGUUGGCUUAAAACUAUCGUCGACAUCAGCGUCCUAUUUUGUGAUAGCGUGGAUUUAGAUCGGAUGAGCCAGAGAAACGAGAAACCUUUGGGAGAAGAGGGAACGGAUGAUCCGAUCCCUCCGCUGCAAGUGGAUCUGAAGAUAAACGACAUCGUAGGGAAUGGGAUAUCGGGAAUGCUUUACAAAUGGGUGAAUUACGGGAAAGGAUGGAAACCGAGAUGGUUCGUUUUGCAAGACGGAGUUUUAUCGUAUUAUAAAAUCGACGGACCUGAUAAGAUCCUUGUUAGCCAAGAAACAGAAAAAGGAUGCAAAGUUAUCGGCGAAAAAUCUCGCCGUAUUAUCUCCCGCCAUCGCGAUUCCUUUUCAAAUAAUUCGCUAACCAAUCGCAAACCCUUCGGUGAAGUCCAUCUAGAGGUUUCUACUUUCAGGCAAAGCAAAUCACACGAUAAGAGAUUCUCAAUCUUUACCGGAACGAAGAUGCUUCAUUUACGAGCCGAGUCGCAGGACGAUCGAGAAGCGUGGAUGGAGGCGCUUCAGGCUGUUAAGGAUAUGUUCCAUAGGGUGUUCCAUAGUAAGAUAGUGGCGCCGAUGGUGGCCAAAGUGGCGAUUUCAACCGAGAAGUUGAGGCAACGGCUGGUGCAGGAAGGGUUAGACUCAGCGACAAUCGAAGAUAGCGAACAGAUCAUGAGGAACGAAUUCGCCACGUUGCAGAAGCAGCUCGUAUUGCUUAAACAGAAACAAUGGCUACUCAUCGACAUCUUGCAACAAUUAGAGGUAUAUGUUAUGAAAAUGAGAAAAAAACAUUCAAUUUUCAAAAACUGAUCCAACAUUUACUUCGAUUCACUAAUCAAAAAUUAUAUUUUCAGAUUAUUGAUAUUUUUUUAAAAAAAUUCAAUAAAACAGGUAAAUAUGUCACAUUAUAUUAAAUUGGUGUUAAUUUAGGUUUGAUUUUUUGUUUUUUUUCCCUUUUCUGAAGUUUUUGAAUGAACAUGAGAGGAAAAAUUAUCGGUAUAGAUGUUGUAUAGAUGUUAUUGUUGUAAUACCCAAUUAUUGCCCGGGGCCCAAAGCCAUAAACACCAAACUAAAGUAAAUUAAAACUAAACCUAGCCCAAAACCCAAAUUACACCCAAGCCCACCUAGACCUAACCCUAAUGGCCCAAACCCAUAACGGAGCCAAAAAAAAACCUAGCAGUGACAGCAAAUUGGCGCCGCAGUAACCACCCCCGCAGCAACCGCCUCAACGUCGCCCCGCACGUCGCACAUGUCGCCCCGCACCAACCAUGCACGUUUUCCCUGCAAACGAACCACGAACAACACUAGAAUGACCAAAAAUAUAGCAAAAAUUGUAAAAAGAUUAUUAUUUUGCUUUCUCUGUAAAGAUUUGGCUAUAUAAAGCCAAUUGUUUUUUUGUAAAGGGGUUACGAAAAUUAAGAGAAAAAAAGAAGAAAUCGAGAGGAGAGGGGUUACGUUUUUGUAUCAGAAGAUUAUUGAGAAAAUAUAUAAAAAAAAAAAUUGGAGCAAAAAUAAGAAAUUUUUUGAAA
Molecule: messenger RNA, 1824 nt
Organism: Gossypium raimondii (Peruvian cotton)
Lineage: Eukaryota; Viridiplantae; Streptophyta; Magnoliopsida; Malvales; Malvaceae
Product: oxysterol-binding protein-related protein 1C
Exons: 2
Coding region: 347-1105 (252 amino acids)
Source: RefSeq, a predicted model, not a curated record